CCAUCUCAAGUGUGUUGUCGGUUCUGCUAUUACCAGGGGACUGAAAAGGCCGCCGAAACGACGCAGGCAAGAUACCUAGUCGAUGCUUGUGUUUAGAGCUUCCUCUCCUACUAGAAUUAUGACGAACUCAACGGACAAGGUGCCCGCGGGGCAAUUGAAUUCAAAUGCGACAGAAAGAUCGUCAACAUUGGACAACAAGUCUGUCUCAGAAUCUGCUCAACAAAGCGUUACAAGUUCUUUGGGCGAGAUUUCCUCACGGCCGGAAGUUAUGCACCGCCAUACCAAACCAACUACUUAUACGACCCCGGACAACCACGGGACGGUACCGUCCAUAUUGAACAUGAAUGACAUGAGAGCCAUGUUGCCGAUGCCCACAUAUCUGUACGACCACUAUCAUCAUAUGCCGCAGCAAUUCGUCCCGACAGCUCAUCCGCACGGUGUCUUGUACCCACUACAUGCACUACAAUCAUAUCCUGGCACACACCCAAACCCCAAUCCCGCCCCCUACAACUAUCAAUUUCCGCAGGCGUAUGCUCAUUAUGGUCAAGCACAGCCUCAAAGUGCACCCCAAACCCAGAACUCUGGAUAUCAUUCGCUGAACACAACUUCUCCGACCCACUUUGGGAUCCCGGUUAGCAACCAAAUUGUCGGGCAUGGACAUCACUAUCAACAGCAUUAUCAGGGUCCGACCCAAGCCUCAUCGCCUGCACGUGGUCGAGAUCCUCUGCACACCCCAGUCCAUGUGGGAACACACAGUUCUCCCGUAACGCAAAAGCCGGCUACCACAACACAGCCACCUCCCGGCGCCAGGUUGCAGGCCCUGAACAUGGACUACGACGUCUCCAAGACCAUUGUGGACGGGUCGACCCCUAUGAAGUCAGCAUCAAUCCAUUCUUCGUCUACGGAUUCCACCUCGCUCCGCCCAACUCAGACCCCAUCAUUAAUCCCACGAGGACCACCAAGGAAACCGAAACAGUCUGGCCACGCGUUGUGGGUUGGCAACCUACCCCCCGGGACCAAUAUCGUCGAUCUCAAGAACUACUUCUCCCGAGAUGCCACGAAGGACGUGGAGAGUGUGUUUCUCAUAUCGAAGAGCAAUUGCGCCUUCAUCAACUACAAAACAGAAACGGCUUGCAUCACAGCACUAGAGAGAUUUAACGAUUCUAGAUUUAACGGGACCCGUCUGGUCUGCCGGCUGCGGCGAGGCCCAAUGACCCCUGCCUCCAAUCUCGACCCCUUUGGCCCUUCGACUCUCGUGCAUAAUGGCGACAGCCGGAUGGUCACGGAUAAUCCGGGGGGGCUAAGAAGUUCUACCGGCUCGAAAGGCACAACCGGAAGCGAGCCAAGUUCAUGGGUUCCUAACCGAUACUUUGUCGUCAAGAGUCUCACCGUCGAAGACCUUGAGUUCAGCCGACGCAGCGGGAUUUGGGCGACACAGUCUCACAAUGAAGACUGCCUGAAUCAAGCGUACGAGAGUGCGGAUAAUGUUUACCUGGUAUUCUCCGCCAACAAGUCCGGGGAAUACUACGGGUACGCACGGAUGGCAUCGCCGAUCCAAGAGGACGACGCUCUGAUGCUGGCGAUGCCUCCUCGGCCGGACCAUGUUCAUCCGGAACCCCCGACACUCGACAUGACACCAACCCCGGCGACGGAAACGGCGCCCACCGGACGGAUUAUCAACGACGCCGCACGCGGUACGAUCUUUUGGGAAGCUGACUCGUCCUCGGACGAGGAGGAUGUGAAGAGCGAGAGAAGUGGCGGAGACGUCGUCGAAGACACGGCCGAGCCGGGGUUUCAGUCGAUCGGCAGUCCAUUCCGGAUUCAAUGGCUGUCGACCGAGCGGGUUCCGUUCCAUCGCACCAGAGGCUUGCGAAAUCCCUGGAAUGCCAAUCGGGAGAUCAAAAUCGCGCGGGACGGCACGGAGAUUGAACCGAGCGUUGGGGCGCGACUGAUACAGCUAUUCCACCCUCCUGCGGGUCGAGGAUGAUAUACAGCGUACUUCCUGUUGGGCAGUGUGUGUGGAUACAGUCGAUAUACGGAGUAGAGUAGUCGAGAGAUAAGAUAGAUAGAUAGAUCUAUGAUAUCCAUGGUAUAUUACCUCCCAUGAGUCGGACCGAUGAAUCAUCCCGAGGCUAGACCCGUUGCGGCCGGUCAGCGGAUGGGAUUUUGUGGGGUAAAAU
This is a messenger RNA of Aspergillus steynii IBT 23096, 2180 nucleotides long. Its product is annotated as putative YT521-B-like splicing factor. NCBI's taxonomy places the organism in Eukaryota, Fungi, Ascomycota, Eurotiomycetes, Eurotiales, Aspergillaceae. The transcript is spliced from 6 exons. Gene Ontology annotation, biological process: mRNA splicing, via spliceosome; regulation of alternative mRNA splicing, via spliceosome. Gene Ontology annotation, cellular component: nucleoplasm. The coding region runs from base 83 to 1987 and encodes 634 amino acids. The record is from RefSeq and is a predicted model, not a curated record. Gene Ontology annotation, molecular function: N6-methyladenosine-containing RNA reader activity; mRNA binding.